AUGUUCCUAACAUUUAAAUCUUUACUAUUCCUCGUUAUUUGUGAGGUUCUAAUUAGUAUUGUAUGCUCUACUAAUAAUGAACAACAACAUUCACUCUUGGAAACAAAAACACAAAACAACAAUUUGCCCCGAGAAAUGGACAAACGUCAUUUAUUCAGUCUUUACUCAAUUUUAAAUAAUAAAAGAAGCGAUUCCAACUUUCUCGGAGGUUUUGACGCUCUUUCAGUAAAUACUCGAUCGCUUGAAGGAAUUCGAAAUAAUUGUUAUUUCUCUCCCAUUCAAUGCUAUUAUAUGGAGGAAAGAAAACGUCGGAGUGUUAAAUAA
Messenger RNA from Meloidogyne enterolobii, 324 nucleotides. The record is from the annotation of a GenBank genome assembly. NCBI's taxonomy places the organism in Eukaryota, Metazoa, Nematoda, Chromadorea, Rhabditida, Meloidogynidae.